Messenger RNA from Leptinotarsa decemlineata (Colorado potato beetle), 4994 nucleotides. It is a transcript of the gene Zmynd8, whose product is annotated as Zinc finger MYND-type containing 8. Gene Ontology annotation, molecular function: protein binding; transcription corepressor activity. Gene Ontology annotation, biological process: regulation of DNA-templated transcription. Gene Ontology annotation, cellular component: nucleus; cytoplasm. NCBI's taxonomy places the organism in Eukaryota, Metazoa, Arthropoda, Insecta, Coleoptera, Chrysomelidae. The record is from RefSeq and is a predicted model, not a curated record.
UCUCAAAAUAUUUCCUAUCCAGUUUCACUGACCUAUAUAAAUGAAAGGUUCGUCCUAUCUAUAACUAUAUGUGCAUGGAGUAAAACAAAUGAAAUGAUUAUGAAGUAUAGUGAUUAGUUAUAUUCUGAGUCAUUAAAUAAAGUUGUUAAUUUUGGGCGGGCCUACCAAUUAGUAUUAAGAACUCACGAAUACGUAACGGGGGCAAUGAAACACAAUUGGCAUAAGAAAAUCACUAAAUGUCAAUAAAAUCAAAUUCAGGAUCAUAUUCAACUCUAAAAUAUGUUGAAUUCAAAUAAUGCAUAAUGAGAACUUCAAAAAAGUGAAUCUCUUUCAACUCUUUUGAACUAGAGUACAUUAUUUUCAGCAUAACAAUAGAGUGUGCCUCAAAUACCUAAUACACUGAUUGAAAAUACAACCUGUUGAACAUUUUCACAAAAACAUUUUUAUAAUGGUGUAGUAGUGGCAAUUUUUUCUACUUACACCAAAGUCAAGGAAUAACAUUGACAAUAUUACUAGUUUCGCCAUGUGUUUCACUAAACCAUUCCCAAUAUUCUGUGAAAUUUGUUGUUUCCAUUCCUGCUGGUACCAUUUUGAGUAUUCCUCAUGCACUCUGAACAUUUAUAGAAAAAGACAAUACGAUAAGGUAAAUAAGAUAUGGUGGAACGAAAUAUAUUGAUCAUUGUUCUGGAACUAAAAGAGAGGGGGCUCUAUGAACGGAACCUGAAAGUUCUUCUUAAUGGCAUACCUCACAUAGAAGUAAAAUGUGAUGUAUGACAAGUAUACAUGGCAACUAUUAUUUGACUGCUACUAGUAGAAAAAGCAUCAGCUACAAACUGUCUGAAUCACAAAUCAUUACAGUAUGGUGCCACAUAUGGUGCCUUCAUUUAUAAAUAUUACAUUUGACAAAGUUGUUCCUAAUUACUUCAAACAAAUGGGGAAUGUCACUAAUGUUUUCAAAUAUAUUUUUAAAAUAUUCAUUAUUAUUGAAGAGCUUCAUGUUCUGUCCCAGAUAUUUUGUCUUCCUGUUACCAUCAAGGGUUUUAAUAGUCUUCCCACUAUUAAUAUCCUGCAUCCAUUAAUAGAUACGACUUUUAGACUAGCUUCUGUAGAACUUCUAAUAAUUGUUUUGGUUAUUAAUACUAAUCAUAAAUUUCUUCUUAUUUUGACAAUUGUCAUUCGACUAAUUCAUGCGACAUCUGUCGAAUAUCAAAGUGACUGAACCUUUAGUGGAAGCUGUUUAACUUUGUUUAACUUUGCCAAUAUACGAGCUCAAACAACCCUAUUUGUUUUGUUAAGUUGCAAGAAAAUGACAUGAAACAUACUUGCAGAGCUGCCAACGGUAAAUAGUUCCUAUGGAAAUGCUGCCCUCUAUCUGAGAAAUCGAAAUGUAUAGUAUUUAUUUCAUAGGAAAGCAUAAAGCAGUGAGCAAUAUAUAUAUAUGGUUGGUUUUAUUCAACUAAGUUUAAUAAUUACUUGAACGUUCUUCAAAGUUUGCACAACCUGAGACAAAAUGUUUCAGAUUGAAAAUAAUUAAUUUUGAACAAACCAAGGUUUUAGGUUAAAGCAAGAGAAAUUUCCAUUUGCUGUUUUACCGGACGGAAGAUACGAUUGAUAGGAAGGUAUUCCGCUAGACAUUUUCAGAGUAAAAUGUCGGAUCCAGAGAUUAUUCAACCCUCAAAUGGUAGCGAAAAUGAUGAACCGAGCAAACCUGGAUCACAAGCGCCCAUCGAGUCUGCUGAAAGUAUUCGGGAUGAUGUUAUAGGAUCUACAGCGAAACCUGAAAUUUUGGCAGAGGUGUCAGAAGAGGAGUCUAGAGAUCAAGAAAAUCAUGAAAAAACAAGUGAAGAUGACAGUUCCGAGCAAUCAAAUUUGAAUAAAUCAAGAGAGUUGAAGUUGUUACUAGCUCUGUCAAAGGAAGCCAAUCUAGACACUAAUAUAUCACACAAAAGGAAAGUAAUUGAAGGUAACAAAACUAAAGAGACAUCGUUGUUAAAACAUUCUUCACUUGAAUCUGAUAUCAAAAUAGCAAAAGUGGCUACAGAAAAUAAGUGUAACUUCAAAUUCCCAGUCACUGCAGAAGCUGAAUUAGAGGAGGAAUUCAUAAAAAACGAUUCAAACAUAAAAAAUGAAAAUAGCCAUAAACUGAAAAGAAAAAGAAAUAACUCAGGUGAGGUUAAUGUAGGGGGCGCCACAGAUGACUCUAAGAAGAAUAUGAAGACAUUUUCUGGUGAUAUAAAGAUGUUCAAGCAAAAUAAAGAUGCUUUCUGUUGGAGAUGUCAUAGAGAGGGGGUCAACGUUGCUUGUGAGACUUGUCCCAGAUCAUAUCAUCAAAAAUGUUUGAAGCAAACCAUAGACGAUCCAGAUCACUGGCCAUGUCCAGAAUGUGUAGCUACCUUGAAAGCAGAUACCACUCAUACAAGGUCGGAGGCAAUGAAAGGAUUGCCAUCGGAACACCUCUGCAAACUUCUUAAAUUUGCAGCUAUGCGAAUGAUACAAUGUCAGGGGACAAAAUGAGAAUAAGCAGAAGAAAAUCCGACAUAGAUACCGCAAAAAAACGUGUAUCUGGAGAAGACACAUAUCCUCCUCACCACCAGAAAAUAUCGAGGAGAAACAGCGACCAAAGUGUCAAGAGUGACUCAAGUCGUCUGUCAAAUAUUUCUGAUAAAAUCAGUCGAGUUGACAUAUCCGAGAAUAUGGAAAUAUCUCUAGGAAAUGACGACAUUGGUUGCGUAAGUAUUUCUGAGAACAUAUCUCCUCAGAACGGAGAGUCUUCAAGAUCGAGUAUCGACUGUAGUGUUGAGAACAAGAGAAAACCAGUUCAGGUUGAUAUUGAUAACGCUGAAUUCACCAUCUCCCCUCCAAACAGACUCAAAAUAUCAGAUCAGCUCAUCAAGCGUUUGGCAGACAAGGACGACAAGAUUGAGGGAGUUAAAAAAUCUCUUGUGGAAACCAAGUCGCAGACAGAUAUCCUCAUUGAAAAGUUUCAAGCGGUAGUGCAGCAUAAGGUUGUGGAUUUUAACCAACCCUCUUCAUCAAGUACCGCUUGUCAAAAUACGAAUUCAACAAGUAAACAAAAAGAAGAUGGUACAAAGCCGUCUGAAAGUCUUGCAGAAACUGGAAGAAAAUCUCCGGAUAGAUGUGGGAAAUUAAUAAAUGUAAACCCUCCCAAGGAGAGCGAAAGUGAAAUGGUUUGUGAAAGCACAAGCGACUCCAAGCCCGAUUUGAAAAAUGUGAAAUCUUCCGAGACGCUAGAAGGUGAGAACAAAAUAAUAGAGCGAGAUUAUUCAGAGAAAAGUGCACCUGGUGGUUCGAUAUCAAGACAAAAAUUGAUUCAACCGGCAAUCACAGAAUUCACAUAUCUUGUUUCAGCUGUAGAGCCGACAGAUAAAUCCAACAAAAACAUUGAUAAAUCGCCAGAGAAGAAAAUUGUUGAGGCAGAAGACGUUUCUUCUGAAAUGGUUGAUAUUGUAGACGAAUUUGAACAAGAAGCAGGGGCUUUAGACCCUGUGCGGAUUGAUAAGAAGAAAAUAUUCAACAUAAUUCAUUCUUCAUUGAAUCAGAUGAAAACCUCGCAAGCCGAGGGUAGUUGUGCUAAGAGUAUAGACUCUCCAGUGAAGGAUUCAACGACUGCGGAGAAACUACCUGAAAAAAAUGUGAAGUCGAUCGGGAAUAUAUCAGGAUCCCCCGUGAAGCCCGCGUCAAAAUCCGUCGUUGAAAGUCAAAUUUCUAAAGUGAAUUCGCCUUCCAAUGAGGCAAAUAACUCGAAAAAUGAGAGCGUCACUCAGACUCGAAUUCAGAGAAAUGAUGGGAAAGCCUUUCUCACUAAGGAAGCUCGAGCCCGACCCAAAACCACUGCAAAGAAACGAAAGGGUAGCUCCGACGAUAUCUCGCCUCCCAAUCCCAAAGUUGUGAAAUUAAUUCCAAUUGAAAAUAUCAUGAGCAAAGACCUCAAAGAAAAGGUCCAUUCCGAAGUGCCCUCACCUCCGAAGAAUAACCAAGAAAAGAUAGUCAUUCGAAAACUCCCAGUCACCAGCGAAAGUUCUUCCUCUAACAUCUCUAAUUUCACCAUAACCAGCGUUAGUUCUGUCCACGAAGUUAGUCAGGAGGAGAUCAAAAGCGAACCGGAAAGUGACGACAAUUUCAGCGAGUCGGAAAAUUUGGAGGCGAAACGGAAGUAUUUAUCCGCGCUAAAUAUUUCUGAAAAGCCUUCCGAGACUGAAAAAAGCAAGACCAACGAGAUCCGAACUCGGGCCAAAGCGGAAGAGAAACGGGAAAAAUACAAAAUCGUCGAUAAUCUGACGAGAAUUAUAGACGACGUCGCCUUGAAUUACAGCGCAGAACGCGAAAGAGAAAAAUUGACAGCGAAAAAACCGGAGAGAGGUGCCCCCGUACAGGAGGGCGAAAUAUUCGUCAAGUCUUUUGCCAAGCUGCAGGGUCCGCAAGACGCUGGUGGAAAACAGAGAGCGAGAAAGUCGUUCCCCACGCCAGGUUACACCAAUGUUGUCGAUAAACCGAAAACGAUCCCGUCUAAGAAAGACCACUCGCUUAGCACAUACAGAAAAGACACUCCCAGAGCUAACGUAACAAAGAAGGACGCCUCUAAACCGGCGGGAAACGCUUCCAGCGCUCAAACGUGCCAGACUCCUGUCAGAACACAUCUAGUUGUCGGUUCCGCGAAACCACCGGAAUCGGUUGCUGGUUCAAAGGCCCUCAGCAACGUCAUCAUCUCAGACUGUAGGACGGUCACAACGACAAGUGUCCCUGCAAGUCAGACUACUGUUAGUGUCGUACAAUCGAAGCCUGCAGACACCUUCACAAGCGCCCCGAUGCACUAUUUCUUGUUGCCCACUACUGGAGGGAACUAUUGCCUUCCUCUUGGCAGUACAUCUAUGAGUUCGGUGAGUAUCGUAUACGAUAGGAAAAAGUUUCAAAGUUUUAAUAUUUUUUUCUCACUCAAGCUGGCGACAUCGGAAAAAUCAUCUUUACUUUUGAAG